CGCCUUCUCUUUCAGCUUCUCUCUCUCUCUUCAACUAAUAACAAAAGGAUUAGUUGACACAGAUCGAUAGAAAUGGAAAAAGUGAGAGACAUCGUGAGAGAAGGGAAAAGAGUGGCAAAAGAAGACCCCAGGAGAGUUGUUCACUCUUUCAAAGUGGGUCUUGUUCUUUCCUUAGUCUCUUCCUUCUAUUAUUACCAACCUCUCUACGACAGCUUCGGUGUUAAUGCAAUGUGGGCUGUCAUGACCGUUGUUGUCGUCUUCGAAUUCUCUGUUGGGGCCACGCUCGGGAAAGGACUUAACAGAGUAGGGGCAACACUAUUUGCGGGGGCACUUGGUAUCGGAGCUCAUCACCUUGCGAGCUUGUCUGGCCCAACAGGAGAACCCAUUCUUCUCGCAGUUUUCGUCUUUAUACAAGCUGCCUUGUCCACGUUUGUGAGGUUCUUCCCGCGGGUGAAAGCGAGAUAUGAUUACAGUCUCUUGAUAUUCAUACUCACCUUUGCGUUGAUAUCAGUGUCGGGAUUCAGAGAGGAACAAGUUCUCGUGUUGACUCAUAAGAGAAUUUCCACUGUGAUCAUGGGAGGACUCAGUUGUGUCCUUAUCUCUAUUUUUGUCUGCCCUGUUUGGGCAGGCCAAGAUCUUCAUUCUCUCCUCGCCUCUAACGUUGAGAAACUCUCUUUCUUUUUGCUAGAUUUUGGGGACAAGUACUGUGAAACUGUAAAAGAUGGUGACACCAAGGAGGUUGAUAAACGCAAAAAUGAUUUUGACAACUACAAAAGUGUUCUCAACUCAAAAAGCAAUGAAGAAUCUUUGGCUAAUUUUGCUAAAUGGGAACCUGGUCACGGCCAAUUCAGAUUCCGCCAUCCUUGGAAACAAUAUCUAUCCAUAGGUGGAUUAAUCAGACAAUGUGCUUAUCGGAUUGAUACCCUGAAUUCAUAUCUAAAUGCAGACAUUCAGGUGUCAAUUAAUAUAAGAAAAAAACUAGAAGAACCGUUGAGAAGAAUGAGUUUGGAAUCAGGAAAAGCAUUGAAAGAAAUGUCAGUUUCGUUAACGAAAAUGAUCAAACCAUCUUCUUCCGAUCUUCAUGUCCAUAACGCACAAUCUGCCUGCAAAUCCCUCACCAGCUUACUUCAUUCAGGCAUCUUGAAAGAUGUUGAGCCACAAGAAUUAAUCUCAAUUCUGACGGCAACUUCCUUGCUCAUUGAUAUCAUUAACCUGACUGAGAAGAUCUUGGAAUCUCUACAUGAACUUGCAUCAGCUGCAAGAUUUAAGGACGAGAUUGAGCCGCCUAUUUUCGCCAAGAAACCAAAUUCCAGAAGCAUUGUUUGUGGCUGGGCGACCAAAGGUCAAGAUGAUCAUGUUGUCACAAUUGUUAAGGAUGAUUGUUACAACGACAAUAAAUCAGAAAAAGAUAAUCGGUCGAACCAGGUUUUGAUCCACGAAAAACAUGAAGAUUGUCUACAUGAGAAACAUGAAGAUGAUGAUGCACAUGUACAUUCGAGUUGUGAUUCUUGUGGUCACACUAGUCUCCGUGUUAUUGUAGAAUGCAGAUAAUGAGAAUUUCAUGUAUUCAUAAGAACUAUUAUUGUUAUCAUUUUUUUUUUGUAACUUAACUAUUAUUGUUAUCAUUUGUUUUUUUUUUUGCUUAAAUUAUAAGACAGUCAAGAGUUGUGUGCGAAGCUUAA
Raphanus sativus (radish) is the source of this 1682-nucleotide messenger RNA. Its product is annotated as aluminum-activated malate transporter 7. The transcript has 6 exons. The record is from RefSeq and is a predicted model, not a curated record. Lineage: Eukaryota; Viridiplantae; Streptophyta; Magnoliopsida; Brassicales; Brassicaceae. Gene Ontology annotation, cellular component: plant-type vacuole membrane. Gene Ontology annotation, biological process: malate transport. The coding region runs from base 73 to 1551 and encodes 492 amino acids.